CCUCACGCUUCUCCGUGCUAAAGCAGAAGAAACGAACCAGGAAAAAAUUACGAGCACCGCCAUUCGCGACCUCCUCUUCCUCCUCCUCCUCCCCUUCCCUCCUCCACGCGAUUACAAAACCCUAGCGAUAUCCGCACCCGUAGAAACCCUAAUUGCUCGUCGCGUUGAUCCUGCAUCCCCAAUUCGGAGCCGUGGAUUCCUCCGACGCUUCGAGGUUUGAUCCCCUGCUCGCAGCGUCUAGGGAUUGGUUUGAUCGUGGGUCGGCGCGCAAUUAGGGUUUGGAUCGAGCGCGGGAAGCGACGGUCGCCGGUGGCGGCGCCGUCGGAUGGCUCUGUUUAGGAGGUUGUUCUACAGGAAGCCGCCCGAUCGGCUUCUGGAGAUAACAGAGCGAGUCUACGUGUUCGACUGUUGCUUCUCGAUGGAAAUCAUGGAUGAAGAUGAGUACAAGGAUUACAUGGAUGGUAUUGUCCUCCAACUUCGCGACCAUUUUCCUGAUGCUUCAUUCAUGGUAUUUAACUUUAGAGAUGAUGAAGGGAAGAGCCAAAUUUCAACCAUGUUUUCCCUAUACGACAUAACAGUCAGUAAUUACCCUCAUCAGUAUUCCGGGUGCCCUUUACUUCCUUUGGAGAUUAUUCUUCAUUUCUUGAGGUUGAGUGAGGGCUGGCUUACAUUACAAGGGCAGCAAAAUAUUCUGUUAAUGCAUUGUGAAAGGGGAGGAUGGCCUGUUCUUGCUUUUAUGCUUGCAGGUCUUCUAUUGUAUAGGAAACAGUACAGUGAUGAGCAGAGGACACUGGAAAUGGUGUACAAGCAAGCACCUAAGGAGCUUCUUCAUGUCUUAUCCCCAUUGAACUCGCAGCCUUCUCAUCUGAGAUAUCUUCAAUACAUAUCCAGAUUGGGCAGUGAGUUAGAGUGGCCAUUGCAGAAUAACCCUUUCACUUUAGAUUGUCUAAUCCUCAGAGUUGUUCCAAAUUUCGACGGACAAGGUGGUUGCCGGCCGAUUAUUCGUGUCUAUGGUCAAGACCCCCUGACCCCGGCUGACAGAAGUUCCAAUAUACUUUUCUCAACAUCCAAGACAAAAAAAUAUGUUAGGCAUUACAGACAGGCAGAUAAUGCACCGAUAAAGCUAAAUGUUGGUUGCUGCAUUCAAGGGGAUGUAGUCCUUGAGUGCCUUCAGGUGGAUGAGGAUUUGGAAGACGAGGAAUUGAUGUUCCGUGUUAUGUUCAACACAGCCUUUAUUCAGUCUCAUAUUUUGCUGCUGACCCUUGAGGAUAUCGACGUGCCAUGGGAUGUCAAGGAUCAGUUUUCUAAGGACUUUAAAGCAGAGGUACUCUUUUCAGAGUUUGAUGCUGAGUUCGAUACCACCACAGAAGCUGCAGCUGCAUAUGAGGAUGAGACGGAAGUUGCAUCACAAGAGGAGUUCUUUGAGGCAGAAGAGAUUUUCAGCAAUCCAGAUUGGCAGGAUGGACAGAGGGAUGACAUGACUCCUAAAGCUGAAGCAAUGAGCAGCAGCUUUAUAUUUGCCAAUUCUCAACAGGACCUGAAUAUGAAUGAGACCCAAGAAAAUUCUUUUGAUGAAGGCAUUGUGCUGCUGGAGACAUCAGAUGAAAAAAAGCUAGAUAACAUGGGAAUUGUAGCACAAAAAGUCUAUUUAGCAAUUGAAGAAGAGAUGGACAAGCUGAGGAUGGAUAUGAAUCAUAGUGUUGAUACAGUGUGUGAAGAGAUUGGCUCAUCAGAGAUAAACAAUUUAAAGCAGGAUAUAGUGGCUAGUGCAUCCAACCAGGAUACAAAUGACCUUCUUAGAGUAACUGGUGAAGAGGUGGGUUUGUCAGAAACUAGAGAUUCGAAACAGGACAUGGAGGGGAUUGUACAAAGAACCAAUGUAGAUGAUUUGAUUUCCAGUUUAGAAUACCUAGCACAGAAAGAAGAGUUAAAAAGCGAAUCAGCACGCAGUAUUUCUGAACAGUAUGCUGUUAAUAGUUCAACAGAAGAAACUAUUCUAUACAACUUGGAAACAAGUCAUUGCAAUGGGGAAGCAGAAAGAAGCAACACUGGGAAAUGUAUGCAAUCAAAUGUGCAACCAAAUGAUACUUAUCAGGUUGAGGUGGAGGAGUUUGACUUUUGGAAAGAGGAAAAUGAGAAGCUUGUGCCUUCUAAACUAGAGGAACCACUGACAAGCAACAUUGAACCACCUUCUCGAUUAGUUUUGCCAGAACAAAAACUUGAGCAGCUAGAAUCUCAGGACAUUGACAAUGGCAUGCAAAAAAUUGAAGUGCUAAAAGUAUGUCCGGAGAUCUCUAUGAGCCAAGGUCCUACUGCUUCUUUUGAGCAAGCACCAUCUGAUCUAAGGGGCUUGAAAUGCAACUUAACAGUAUAUGAAGGCCGUGUUGAAGGAAGAACUGCAAAUACUACUAUUUUUUCUGCUCCUGCAAGUACAAUAACAACUCAUGGAUCUCUAUUGUCUCAAACAGCAAAAUCCCAUACUCAAUCCUUAAUCAAUGAAGCCUUCGCUGAACCACCAACAACUAAUAUACUGCCACCAUCCUCCUCUAUACCAUUGCCAACGUCUCAAUUGAGAGAGUCAUCUCAUGCUUCUUUACAUUCAAAUGUCUCUCUUACUGCUUCAGUUAACACUUCUAUAACAUGUACUACUGUUGAUUCACCUUCUGCACCUUCACCUUUAUCUUCGCCACCUCCUGCUUCUUUGGAAACUAAAGCACUACUCAAGUUCCCUCCCUGUCCACCACCGCCACCGCCACCUCCGCCACCGCCACCGCCACCACAACCAUUCUCCUAUGCUUUAUCUUUCCACUCCUCUCCAUUUCCAUUUCAAAUAAGAGUGUCAAUCCAUGUACCUAUGCAGCAACCUUCAAUGCUUUUGCCAUCAGAAUAUAAUGCAUCAGCAGUUGCUUCUUUAUCUCAAAUAUUGCCUGUUGAAACGCCGGCAACACGUGUUGUUCCAUCUCUUUCCCCAUCAUCUCCAUCUCGACAAUUCACACAUUCAAACACACUGGAUAAAGACUUAUGUUCCCUUUCUUCAGCCUUUCUACUUCCCAUAGCAACCAACAUAUCGAUUCCUCUCUCUUCUUCUUUACCUAUGCCAUCAGGAAUAUCCAACAAAUGUGCUCCUACACCACCACCACCACCACCACCACCUCCGCCACUAUCAUUGAUUUGCCAGCUUACUCCAACUAACCAUCUUAAAACUCACAAUAAUGUCUCCUUUCCCUCACCUCCUCCAUCUCCUCCACUUUGGAAGGAAUUAAAUGCCAAGAAUCAUCUAUUAGAACAUGAUGAAGGAAUACCAAAGAACUCCACUUUACUCUCUAUACCUACUUUUAAACAAAGUGGUGGUGUAUUGGAUGCUCCUAUGCCAACUUCACCCUCUCGAAGUGACAUGCAUCCUACAAAAAUUCCUCUACUACUAUCUCCUCAUGUUGAUGAACCCUUACCAAUGCCUCAAUAUGAACUUUUAGAUAAUGCUAAUAAUGCACCCUUGACUACUACCAAACUAUGUAAAGAAGCAUUGUCACCGAUCCCACCUCCACCUCCACCUCUUUCUUUCUCUCUUCAGGAAGGAUUGGGAACUCCAUCUCAACUAUUGCCUUCUAUGCAUUUAGAACCUUCAAACUUAGCAUUUUCUCUAGAAGAACAAAGUGAAUCUCUACCACAAUCACCAUCACAACCACUAUCACCACCACCAACAUUUGUUACCCAUAAUAAAAACGCAAUAAGUCCACCUUUACCAAUUGUUAUAACACAUGGAAGCGCUUCAUUGCAAAAUUGUGGAGCACCUUCGCCUCCGCUUCCACCUUCACAUCCUCCAAAGAAGUUUGAAGAAGUUUCACCUCCUCCAGAGAUGGUCCAAGAAGUUUUGCCUCCAUUCGUUACUUCUAGUCCACAAGUAAUGGCUCCAGUAUCAACUCUAUUAUUAUCUUCUGUGGUGCAUGCUGGGCCUCUACUACCGCCUUCUAUCCCAGAAUAUCUUGGAGGUCCAUAUUUGUCUCUUCGAACAUAUACAAGAUCUCCAUCAUCACUAUCACUCCAAGAAAGUUGUAAAGGAGGUCAACCACUACCUUCUUAUAUGGAAACACAAAAUAGUGCUCUGCCACCAUCACCACUUCUAUUUUCUAUUGAAGCUCAGGAGGAUGCUCCAUUUUCUCCUUCCAAGGGACUAAGGGGAACACGAACUUCACCGCCGCCGCCGCCACCUUUAUCUGUCGGAUUAUGUAGAGGAGUUUCACCACCACAUUCUCCUUCCGUGGAAGCACAAAAAAGUGCUCCACCACCGUUGCCACCACUAUCGUUUUUUACAAAAGCUCAUACAGGUACACCAUUGCCGCCGCCGCUGCCGCCGCCGCUGACAAAAGCACCAUUUUCAGUAGCGUACAGAGAGCCCUCUCCACCACCUUUUUCUUCUAAAGGACAUGGAGAAGCUCCGCCGCCUUCGCCUCCGCCUCCGCCUCCACCACCGCCGCUACCUCCUAAGUCAUAUGGAGAAGCUCUACCACUAUCGUCACCUUCUAGAUCGUAUGGUGGAGCUCUACUGCAAUUGCCGUCGUCUCCAAGAUCAUAUAAAGGAGCUCCACAUCCACCGCCACCGCCACCGCCACCGCCACCGCCAUCGCCCUUCAGCUCAUAUGCAGGAGCUUCACCUCUACCAUCACUUUCUCCAGAAGCCCAAAGAGGUGCUCUGCCACCAUCACCACCGUCCCCGCCACCUCUACCACCCAAUGCAGUAGCACAUGGAGAGCUCUUUGCACCACCUUUUCCUUUUAGAGGGCAUGAAGGAGCUCCACCACCAUCGCCGCCACCUCCUAAAUUAUACGGAGAACCUCCACCGCCGCCGCCGCCGCCGCCGCCAUAUGAAUCAUAUGGAGGAGCUCCAAUACCACCUAGGCCGCCGCCUCCCAACUCAUAUGGAGGAGCUCCACCUCCACCAUCACUUCUUCCCGAUGGUUGUCGGGGAGCUCCACCUCCACCACCUCCUUCCCCUGGAAUGUUUGGAGUAGUACCACCAUCACCGCCUCCUAUUGGAGGGUAUGAAGGAGCUCUAACUACUCUCCCUGGAGGGUAUGGAGGAGCUUCACCUCCACUGCCUCCUCCUGGAGGGCAUGGAGGAGCUCCACCACCACCUCCACCUCCACCUCCACCUCCUCUCGGAGGGCAUGGAGAAGCUCCACCUCCACCUCCCCUUCCCGAAGAACGUAGAGGAGCUCCACCUCCGCCGCUUCUUCCCGGAGGAUGUGGAGGAGCUCCACCUCCACCUCCACCUCCACCACCACUUCCUCCCGGAGGGCAUGGAAGAGCUCCACCUCCACCUCCACCACCACUGCCUACUCCAGGGGGGCAUGGAGGAGCUCCACCUCCACCUCCACCUCCACCGCCUCCUCCCGGAGGGCAUGGAGGAGCUCCACCUCCACCUCCAUUGCCUCCUCCCGGAGGGCACGGAGGAGCUCCACCUCCACCUCCUCUUCCCGGAGGAAGUGGAGGAGCUCCACCUCCACCACCUCCCCCCGGAGGACGUGGUGGAGCUCCACCUCCACCACCUCCCCCCGUAGGACGUGGUGGAGCUCCACAUCCACCACCACCCCCUGGAGGAGUUCCUCCACCGCCACCUCCUAGAGGACAUGGGGGAGCUCCUAUUCCACCUCCUCCACUAGGAGGGCGUACACCUCCAGCUCCACCUGGAACAUCUGGUGCCCCACCGCCUCCUCCAAUAGGCGCAACUAGUUCUUCAGUUGGCACAAGAGGUGCACUACCAAAUGCAAUGAUCGGCGGACGAGGGCAUGGGCUCGCUCGUUCUUCAACUCGAAAGUCAUCUUUAAAGCCGUUGCACUGGGUAAAAGUAACAAGAGCUAUGCAAGGAAGCUUGUGGGCAGAAUUACAAAAACAUGCCGACAAUAGCACCUCAGAGUUUGAUGUGUCAGAACUUGAGACUCUCUUCUCUGCAGUGGUUCCAAAGUCAAAUGAUGGCUCUAAAUCUGAUGGACGCCAAAAAUCUGCUGGAUCUAAAUCUGAUAAAGUUCACCUGAUUGACUUAAGGCGAGCAAAUAACACUGAGAUCAUGUUGACGAAAAUCAAGAUGCCGUUAUCUGAUAUGAUGAAUGCUGCCCUAGCAUUAGAUGAUUCAAUUCUAGAUGCAGAUCAAGUGGAAAAUCUCUUAAAGUUUUGUCCAACUAAGGAGGAAAUGGAGCUUUUGAAGGGUUACAGUGGAAACAAGGAAAACCUUGGAAAAUGUGAGCAGUUCUUUCUAGAAUUGAUGAAAGUUCCAAGGGUCGAAUCCAAGUUUAGGGUGUUUUCUUUCAAGAUUCAGUUUGGUUCACAGAUUUCGGAUAUUAGAAAGAAUUUACACAAUGUGGACUCUGCAUGCGAAGAGAUUCGAAAUUCUGACAAACUAAAGGAAAUCAUGAAGAAAAUUUUAAAUCUUGGGAAUACAUUGAACCAGGGAACAGCGAGAGGUUCGGCAGUUGGUUUUCGGUUGGACAGCCUUCUGAAACUUACAGAUACUCGUGCCACUAAUAAUAGAAUGACGUUGAUGCAUUAUUUGUGUAAGGUUCUUGCUGAGAAGUCACCACAUCUGCUGGAUUUUCAUGAGGACCUUGUCAGUUUGGAAUCUGCAUCAAAGAUACAACUGAAGUUGCUGGCUGAAGAGCAGCAAGCUGUUGUGAAAGGAUUAGAAAAGGUUGAAGCGGAACUAAAAGCUUCAGAAAGCGAUGGGCCAGUAUCUGAAGUUUUCUGCAAGACAUUGAAGGAUUUUACUGCGGGUGCUGGAGCUCAAGUGCGAUCCCUAACAGCACUUUAUUCUGCAGUUGGUAAAAAUGCAGAUGCUCUUGCCUUAUAUUUUGGCGAAGAUCCUGCACGCUGUCCCUUUGAGCAAGUUAUCGCCACACUUUUGAAUUUUGUGCGCUUGUUCCGCAAAGCACAUGAGGAGAACUGCAAACAAGCUGAACUCGAGAAGAAAAAAGCCCAGAAAGAGGGUGACACCGAGAAGUCCAAAGAUGCAAAUGCCGAGAGAACAAUUGGCAGAUGACCUUUAGCAUGCCAAUCUGGCAAGCGAUUUUAAUCUUUUCCCUCUCAGGGAGCGGAUGAUCUCCAUCCACUCUGAAAGAUGUUGGGAGGUUCUGAUGGCCAUGAAACUCAGACAACUUCCAAUACAAAGAUAGCACCGAGAAUCAUCUUCAAGCUAAUGUAUUAAGGUGCUUUUGGGCCGUGCAGGUGCUUUAGGACCAUGGUUGAUUCAUCCUGGUUCAUAUUUUUGUACAAAGCUAAACAUAUGGCCCCAUUUUACCCUAUUGUUUGUACAGUAUCCUUUUUGUUAUCUUUUCCCCCCAGAAUUGGUUUUCUUUUAUAUGAGAUGAGGAGUAGGUCAACCUGUUGUACAAAUAGAGCUGAAAGAAAUAUAGGUCAAUUUCUUUCUCCUUUUUUUCUUUUUCCCUCUCCAGUAGCUCGUAAGCAAGAAAGAGUUUUUUCCUUUUGUACUGUGAGAUGCAAUUUUGUAAUCAAAGAUAGCUGAAGAAGCUGGGGAUCACUGGACGGUUCAUUUAAAUUAGACCUCAAAAGAAAUGCUUAUACAAAGUAAUUGUAACUGUUGCUCAUACAUAGAUUAGCUGUGGUGUAUUGGUUUAUUAGAUCAGUAAACAGCUAAUGCGUGGCCUGUUUGGAAUAUAUAUAUAUUUCAAGUA
This is a messenger RNA of Ananas comosus (pineapple), 7682 nucleotides long. Its product is annotated as formin-like protein 20. The transcript is spliced from 19 exons. The record is from RefSeq and is a predicted model, not a curated record. Lineage: Eukaryota; Viridiplantae; Streptophyta; Magnoliopsida; Poales; Bromeliaceae. Bases 326 to 7030 code for a protein of 2234 amino acids.